Messenger RNA from Aricia agestis (brown argus), 2352 nucleotides. Its product is annotated as neuralized-like protein 2. Lineage: Eukaryota; Metazoa; Arthropoda; Insecta; Lepidoptera; Lycaenidae. Gene Ontology annotation, molecular function: ubiquitin protein ligase activity. Gene Ontology annotation, biological process: intracellular signal transduction. The coding region runs from base 260 to 1063 and encodes 267 amino acids. The record is from RefSeq and is a predicted model, not a curated record. The transcript is spliced from 2 exons.
UCAAAGUUCAGUGAGAAUCGCAAUAUAGAGCAAACCUUGCAUUUUUGAACUCAGAAAAUAAGAAAAAUUAAAAUAAAUAGAAGAAAAUACCGAACUCUGUUGUAUGUUUUAUAUCAAGCAGAAGAUGCAACAUCUUUAUGUUGGACUAAAGUGACAUAAUUCUUUGUAUAGUUUUCAAUUCAAGCUUUCAUUUAUUCCAAUAUCAACAAUUAAAACAAUAACAAACUUAUUGUAAAUGUAUCAUCUAUAAAAGAUAAACAUGUUAUCGAGGUUUCACCACUACCACGGAUCGAAUAUAAUUUUAUUUGAGGAUAAUACGGUAGCAUACCGAAAAGCGAGUUUCGCUCAUGGAUUGACGUUUAGCGAGAAACCUUUGCUGCCGGGCGAAAUAUUUUUAGUAGAAAUAGAGAAGACCGAACGGGGAUGGAGUGGACACAUGCGAUUGGGCCUAACGCUUUUAGAUCCUCAAACAGCAGCGCUGGGAGAUAGAGGAUUACCUCAAUACGCCCUCCCCGAUCUCGCGAACACUGGAAUGUCAUGGAUAUUUCCGAUAUCCAAGUGCCAGAACAACGUGCUGAUAGAGCUGGUGAACCAGGGCGCCAGCGGCAGACGCCGCUCCGAGCCGAGACCGUCAGUACUAGGAGACGGUCACAGUGUAAGAACCCCCCGAGGCUACGUCUCAAAAUUGGUUUUUAAACCGCAAACCAUAUCACAGAACGGGACGCCGCAAGGUAUUCUACCUAUGGACGCGGGCAGUCGAAUCGGUGUUAUGUUUGUUCCUUGUAAGAAGAAUAAUAAUAAUGACCCAGAUUUGGCUGAAAUGCAUUUUAUCAUCAAUGGUGAAGAACAAGGACCUUGUACUAAAGGUAUACCAUACACCACGGGGCCCCUGCAUGCUGUGGUCGAUGUUUAUGGCACUACCAAACAAGUGAAAAUAAUACAGUUAUAUGGUGUUAAAACAUUGCAAAAUGUGUGCAGAGAUGCUAUACUGCAGUAUGUGAAAAAUGGAUGUGUGAAAUCCCUACCAUUGCCACAAUGCUUAAAAGACUUUUUACUGUCAUAAGCUCGGGACUAAGAAGUGAACAGUGAACAUUGUGAUGACAAUAAGGUUGUAAAAUGCUAAACUUAAAGUUGACAAAGUUGCUAAGUAUUUGUAGCAUAUAUUUCAGUGGUGUUCGUAAGCAAAUCAUUGUGUUAGAUGAGGUAAGAUAUAAGUAAUCCUUAACUUGAACAUCUACAAUAAAUUAGGUCAUAAUAUUAUUAUAAAUAUUGAAACAAAUAUGUAUUAAAAGUACAGGUUGGUUGAUUGUUUAAAUUUUAUGUACUAUAAAUAUUUAUACUACUUCUUGUUUCUCACUGAUUUGACAAUGUAAUUUAAUAUUUAUUAAAAUAUGUCCCCAUUCCUAAAACACUUGUUAAAUUGUAAAAUAGUUUUCAUUUUAUUGUGCUAGCUGACUAUCAGCAAUGACAUCAAAAUGUAAACAGUCAUAGUCAAUCAAUAAUUUGAUAUUUUACAGAAAUUAUAUAUUAAAAUUGUAAUAGUUGAAUGCAUGGGCAUAUCCAGGAUUUUAGCUAGGGUGGGCAGCAUACCUGUUUCGAGAAGAUGGUCGGUCUGGUAUAGUGAAACAAAAAAGAUAUUUAGUUUUCAACACUUAAUUUUGUGCGCAGAGUAUGUAACACAUUUUUAAAUCCCACUUGCCAAGAAAAUUGACGUUUAUUUUAUCUUCUGGGGGGUGUGUACCCUCCUGCCUGGGUACACCUAUGGUUGAAUGUCAAAUAAAUGUAGAAUCUCAACACCAAUGAUAUUAUAUGAAAAACUCAAAGCUCAACACUGCAUACUAUCUGGUAUGAUCAUAGCUGGUAAGCUUCCAUGUUAAAAAUUGUUUUUAUAUAAGUAAGAACAUUGUUUAUUUCACAAAUUCUUAGAGCAAAGCCACAUUGCUCUAUUUUGCUUUGAUGUUUUACAUACUUUUUCUUUCUAUUAUACACAUUGAUGUGUUGGUUUGUCGUUGGUGUGUGGUGUUUUGAUGAAAUGAAGAGCAGAACUCUGAACAAUAAGAGUUCUAUAGCUUGGCUUUAAAUUUUCCUAAGUUUUUUAUAAUUACAGUUAUAGUUGGCGUUGAGGGGUCAUUUUAAUCUUGGGUUUUGAUGAUUACUUAUUGUCAUUAUCUCUGAUUCCAUUUUUGUCUGUAUAUAAGUACCUAAGUAAUUGUAUUUUAACAAUUGCCAAACUAAUUUACUAUUGAGGAAUAAAAAUAUCAAUGUUUGCUAAAAGACAAAUGCUAUAUUGUAAUUUUUGUUGUAGGUUUUUAUUCAUGUAUCUAAUACCUAUUAAAUGGAGAAUGUUAAAUG